AUGUCUAAUUCUUCUUCUAAUUCUUUAUUUAACCUUCCAGAUGUCUUAAUCGACAGAAAGAAACAACCCACAAUUACCCGCAAACCAUCAAACUCGCACGGCUGGCCUGGUUCUACUACUUUCUCCGACCUUCACAAUGCUUCUACAAAGGCUCUUGCAUCUCUCCACAACUUUGACUUAACCCAAAACCAAAACCAAAACCAAAACCAUAUCCCACUAACCCUCACUCAAUCUUCUACUGAAAAUAUCAACACUACAAACCCCCUCUUCUCUCAUGGUGGACAUCAAGGAGGAUGGGGCGGCCCUCCUCAAGGAGGUCAUCCCGGUGGUUGGAACGGUCCUCCCCAAGGAGGCCCCCACGGUGGUUGGAACGGUCCUCCACCCCCAGGAGGCCCCCACGGUGGAUGGAAUGGACCACCACCUCCAGGAAGUCCUCACGGUGACUGGCACGGACACCCGGGCCAUCAUCCAGGUCCUCACCAUCCUGGUGCAUAUGCUCCUCCUCCUCCUCCCGUCGUAGUGGCCCCCAGGCCACCAGCAGUUGUUGUUGCCCCACGGUCUCCAGCAGUUGUUGUUGCCCCACGGUCUCCAGCAGUUGUUGUUGCACCAAGAUCUCCAGCAGUUGUUGUUGCACCAAGAUCUCCAGCAGUUGUGGUGGCACCAAGACCUCCUGUUGUGGUGGCACCAGUGGCUCCCGUCGUUGUGGUUCCUCCACGACCGGCUGUCGUUGUUGUAACCCCAAGUCCUACAGUCAUGGCAGCCAGAGCUAUUGUUCGCCGCUCCAGACGGAAUCGCAAUUAG
Messenger RNA from Magnusiomyces paraingens, 801 nucleotides. RefSeq lists its product as uncharacterized. The record is from RefSeq and is a predicted model, not a curated record. The transcript has a single exon. Lineage: Eukaryota; Fungi; Ascomycota; Dipodascomycetes; Dipodascales; Dipodascaceae. The coding region runs from base 1 to 801 and encodes 266 amino acids.